UACAAUUAGAGAAAAAAGAGGAAACAAAAAUGAAACAUAUGGAAAGAAAGGUAGAAGAAGUAAGAAAAAGGAGUAAUUAUAUGACAUUGAAAAAGAAGCCGAAGAGAAAAACUAUAAUAGAAAUACAUAUGGUAAUAAUGCAGGAUUGUAAACAGGAGGAAUGGGAAUUAAACAGAGCAGAAUUUUUAGAAAUUUGCUUGAAUGAAUGGUUAAAAUGUGAGGAUUUAACUGAAGACGUAAUGGACAAAGAAGUUAUGAUGAAAGGAGAAAAGGAAUGUAUUGAUGUAUCAUUAGAAAAACAGAAGAUGUUAUCGAAGAAAUGGAUAGAAAGACAAAGAAAGAUGUUGGAAAAGUGGAAAAAGGAAGAAUGGUUUAAAAAUUUGAAAGAAGAAUGGAAAAGGGAGGAAAAUAUGUAUACAGAAACAAAAGAUAAAUUAGAAUUCAUGGAUAAACAAGAUAAAAUAGAGAGUAAUCCUACAUUAGAGAUGAAAAAAGAAAUAUGGAAGCAGUGGAUACGGAGUCAAAGGAGGGUAUUCAUAGAAUAUUAUAAGGAGAGAUGGUUUAUGGAGUCGUUAGAAGAAUAUGAGAAGGAACAACAUGAAUUUAUAAAAGAAAAAAACGAAGAAAGCGUAGAAGAAAAAAAAAAUAAUUCAGAGAAGAAGAAAAGAGAAUCAGGAAUAAUAAAGGAGGAAGUAGAUAAGAAAAUAAAGAAGGAAAGGUUAAUAUCUAAUAUGUGUGCAGAGAUACAUAUGAUGGUAUUAGACCAAUGUAAAAAGGAAGAGAUAGAGUCCAUGACAAAUGAGUUUCUUAAAUCAUAUAUAGAACAAAAGAAAGAACAUGAAGAACUUCUUGAACAAGAAAUGGGAAAUAAAAAAGUAGAUGAAAUAGAAAAAGAAAGGGAAAUGAAUAUUAUGAUAGAGAAGAAAAAAGAAAAAUGGGAGUGUUGGAAAAAAGAGGAAUGGUUUCAGGAGUUGAAGUUGAAUUGGAAAAAGGAAAUGAUACAUAUGAAAGAAAUAACGGAUACUAUAAGAGAAGAAGUAGUAAAUCCCAUGUUGAAAACACAAGUAAUUGAGAAACAGUGGCAAGAGAAACAAAGGAAUAUUUUAAAGAAACGGAAUAGACAAAAUGUACAUGAAAGAUCAAUGAACAACAACAAAGAUGAAGAAGCGAUAGAGAAAGAAAAUGAUGAAGGCGACUUAAAAAAAUGGGAUAUUACAAUAUUAUAA
Messenger RNA from Plasmodium relictum, 1226 nucleotides. RefSeq names its product surface-associated interspersed protein (SURFIN). The transcript has a single exon. The record is from RefSeq and is a predicted model, not a curated record. Lineage: Eukaryota; Apicomplexa; Aconoidasida; Haemosporida; Plasmodiidae. The annotation marks the transcript as partial.